AUGGGAGACGCCUACGAACGUGAGCAGUACGACACUCUCCUUUCUACCAUCUCAGGGGCAGCCCAAGAAAUGCAGCUACAAAACAACGCCCUCCUGAACUCCCUGUCGUCGAAAGUUUCGGCUCUCAAAUCCGUAACCAUCGAUAUUCACGAUAAUGCUCGAGAUCAAGACACUCUAGACCACUCGAAUCAGGUCUUCUCUUCCCUGUCAACGAGCCUGACAGGCAGCGCCAGCCGCUUGACCCGCAUGGCACGUCAAGGCGAUACCGUCGCCGUUUUGAAAGUAGCCGGAAUCGUUAUCGCUAUCGGCUUGGCAUUAUGGGUGAUACUGGGAUGGAUUUUCUGA
Messenger RNA from Aspergillus nomiae NRRL 13137, 345 nucleotides. Its product is annotated as SNARE domain- containing protein. NCBI's taxonomy places the organism in Eukaryota, Fungi, Ascomycota, Eurotiomycetes, Eurotiales, Aspergillaceae. Gene Ontology annotation, biological process: intra-Golgi vesicle-mediated transport. Bases 1 to 345 code for a protein of 114 amino acids. The transcript is spliced from 3 exons. The record is from RefSeq and is a predicted model, not a curated record.